Messenger RNA from Zingiber officinale, 2307 nucleotides. RefSeq names its product polynucleotide 5'-hydroxyl-kinase NOL9-like. Gene Ontology annotation, cellular component: nucleus. Lineage: Eukaryota; Viridiplantae; Streptophyta; Magnoliopsida; Zingiberales; Zingiberaceae. The record is from RefSeq and is a predicted model, not a curated record. Bases 278 to 1408 code for a protein of 376 amino acids. Gene Ontology annotation, molecular function: polynucleotide 5'-hydroxyl-kinase activity. The transcript is spliced from 10 exons. Gene Ontology annotation, biological process: cleavage in ITS2 between 5.8S rRNA and LSU-rRNA of tricistronic rRNA transcript (SSU-rRNA, 5.8S rRNA, LSU-rRNA).
AUCGGUCUAUCAGACCUAAUUAGCAGGUCUUGCGGGUUCCGGUUCUCGUUCCGCUCCGGCUCCUUCGCGCAACAGCGGCCAACAGCGGGGAAUCCCGGCGCCGGGUGCUGCCUCGGAAGACGUGGGCUGUGGAGGUUGAGAAACUAGAAGCUGCGCUGUGAGUUGUGUAUGCGGGUGAGAUAGAUUGUGCCGUGCGUGCUUGUGUUCUUUUGUCGGCGGAGAGAGAGAUCAGGACGGUGGGUGGAGUUGGAGUGAACAGGAGUGUCCUAGCACGGAGAUGGAGGUAAUUAUUCCGUUGGACUGGGCGCAUGCAGCGGAGAGCAUAGUUUCCGCUUCUUUUCCUCCGCCUGUGGUCUUCGUGUGCGGGCCUAAGAAUAGCGGCAAGUCUACCUUCUCCCGCUACCUCCUCAAUGCCCUCUUGCCAAGGUAUGGGAGAGUUGGUUAUUUGGAUACAGAUGUGGGACAACCUGAUUUCUCUCCUCCUGGAUGUGUCUCUCUCACUCUUAUUAAGGAAACUAUUUCAGAUUUGAUGAAUCCAUGCAUUAGAGAAACUGAAAGGUUUUUCUACUUGGGCGACAUCUCCUCAAAGAGUAAUCCGGAAGCAUAUCUGGAUUUUACGUUAAGAUUAUAUGAUUACUUUAUCAAGCAGUAUCAUCAGCUGGAUGAACCCAAUGAUCCUGGAAAUACAGUGUUGCCUUUGAUUAUUAACACUCCUGGAUGGGUGAAAGGCACUGGCUUUGAUCUCUUGGUUGAAAUGUUAAGAUAUAUAUCUCCUACUCUAGUUGUUCAGAUACACAUUUCACUUCAGAGUAAAAAUCUACCAGUUGGGACAUUCUGGUUGGAUGCAAACCAGCAGGAACUUCAUAAAGUUCCUAUACUUGUUCUUGAUUCAGCACGUCGAAAUAUUAAAAAUGAAUCUAUAUUAGUUCAGAAAGAUGCUCGCCAUAUGCGAGACCAGCGUCUUUUUGGCUAUUUCAAGCAAUGCUUCCCCAACAACCUGAAUAUUCUGACUAAUAAAGCGCUUGCUCGUGCUCUGGCUGCUGUUUCUCCAUAUGUGGUUCCUUUUUCAAAAGUAAAGGUCAUUCAUCUUCAUUGUCAGGUUCCAAGUAGUGAAAUAUUUCACAGUCUUAAUGCUACAAUUGUUGGCCUGGCUGUCAGUUCGGAUGUGCCUGCAAAAUCCAAGUCUAAGAUACCUCCAUGUGUGGGACUUGGUAUUGUGCGAGCUAUCGAUGUGAUCAAAGGUCUUUUGUAUGUUAUUACACCCGUUCCCUUUUGCAUUCUACAAAAGGUUGAUCUUCUUCUACAGGGCUUUAUUGAAAUCCCUUCAGGUUUCUUGCGGGUGCAUGGAUGUGCAUCCCCAUACAUGGCUACAAAUGUGCUCCACAAAUUUUUGAAUGAGAAUUUGUAAGAAGUGGAACACUGGUUUGAUUGCAUGAAGAGCUACAUACAUGAUGGUUUCUACUCAUGGAUAUUCAACUUUCCGAGCAUCUUUAUAGCCCUCAGAACCACAUUGAAAGAUGCAACCAAAUUUACAAGUUCUGUAGAUUAUCUGUAUGCACCAUUAGUUGAUAGGGGUGCAGUAUCAAUCCCUCUCAGUUCAGAAACGUGACUUGUAAAAGUAUUUGUGAUAGAAUCCAACUAUGCUACUAGAUCAUUCCCAAUAUGCAGUUGCUUUAUGUCAGAUCUGCUUUUUAUCUUUUGUGGGAAUUUGUAAUUGUUUUAUUCAGAUGUACUCUUAAUCUUCCUGAGUUUAAAUUUCCAAAAAAGUAACAUUGUUUGUUCAAGUGUUGACCGUUCACUUAGUGGCUAUCAAAUUCAAAAACCCUUCUAUGUGUUUCCACUUGUUCCCAAAUUUAAUUGGAUCAUGGUUGUUUGAAAAACAGUCGCAUGCCUUUAAAAGGAUUGGCUUGUCGAAUUUGACAGAAUAGCUUCCAUGUUCUUGAAGAUACAUUCCAAUCUAGUGCUAAUAAAGGUACUGCCCAACUUGGUAUUAGAUGAUUGAAUUUGCCCAUUUCACCACCUAAAAUGGCCUCCUUGAAAGGACAGUUCCUCGAUAUUGAUUGAUAUUAUUAUCUAGUUGUUUCAUCUAAUAAAAAUGAUUAAUUAAUGCUUUGUACAUAUUAUGAUGAUGAUAUGAUAUAAGUUUGAUUUUUCGCCUUUUCUCUAUUAAUUGGAAAAAAAAAGUAAAAUAAUUGUUUGUUUGUUUAAUAUGCUGAUUUGUCUAUUUCCUUUGCUUGUUCAAGCCAUGAAAUUGUAUUUGAUUAUUAUUUGUAUAGUUUAGACUUUAGAGGUCAAUAUUUUAAUUGC